Messenger RNA from Stereum hirsutum FP-91666 SS1, 3924 nucleotides. RefSeq names its product cytoplasmic dynein heavy chain 1. Gene Ontology annotation, molecular function: minus-end-directed microtubule motor activity; dynein light intermediate chain binding; dynein intermediate chain binding. The record is from RefSeq and is a predicted model, not a curated record. Gene Ontology annotation, cellular component: dynein complex. Bases 167 to 3700 code for a protein of 1177 amino acids. Gene Ontology annotation, biological process: microtubule-based movement. Lineage: Eukaryota; Fungi; Basidiomycota; Agaricomycetes; Russulales; Stereaceae. The transcript has 15 exons.
CCACCUUGUUCAUUGCUGUAGACAUCGAGCUCUAUUGCCAUUUCCACAAGAGUAUCUGUAAUAGAGACUCAUAACGACUGACGUGUUGGGGAUACCCGGGAUCGGAGACAGACCGCAACGGAGAGCGUGGCCCCAGCCUUACGCGUAACACGCAGCAUAUUUCGCCAUGAACGGCACUCUUUCAAUGGACGCAUCGUAUACACCGGCGCUCACCAAUGGCAAUGGCACCACCAACGGGAACGGGCUGAUACCACACGACGACGCGCCGCCUACGAGCGUGACCUCUGCUUUCGAUCCGAACAUCUUCAGGAGCUAUCUGCUUUCACUUUUGCCACCUGUGCUCGGCGCGUCGACGGACGAGGUCGAGGGCAUAUUCGACGAAGAAUUCGAGGAGCGGAUAGCGAGAUUUGCGGCGGAGGGAGGCGCAGCUUUGUAUGUGGUCAAACGACGAGAUGAAGUCGAAGACGAUGCAACACAAACAUAUACAUAUCACCUCACCUCACAUCUCACGUACACGCCCUCGAACAUGACCACGCUCGCACUCAUCAAACGAGGACCUACACUCGACCCUCUCUCGCCACUCGCCACUCAAAUCCACAUCCUGAACCUGUUCGGAGGAGACGAGACGCCGUACGAGAGUUUGCAUGCCGUCGUCAGGGACGGUGUCAAACCUUGGUUCGACGCGUUUGUGGGCGCGAGAGGCGGAGGGAAGGAUGGCGUUAGCAAGAUGGGUAUCCCCGUAACCAAGAAGAAGUUCGCCGAGCUCGAACUCUCCUUGCUCCACUUACAACAAAACGUCGAAAUCCCCGAAAUCCACCUUAUCAUUCACCCUGUCAUCCAGAAGGCCGUCGAACAGGCUCGUUCAUCCGGCUCAAGACCAAACAUCUCCCACAUACCCGCUAAGAUCCUCAACGACUCCAACUUCCUCAACACCCUGCACUCGAACGUCAACACAUGGAUCAAGUCCAUCCAAACCGUUACCAAACUGAACCGCGACGUCGCGUCCGGGACUGCCUCGCAAGAAAUUAACUUCUGGCUGAGCAAGGAGCGAGCCCUCGAGAAUAUUGAGAACCAGCUCCGCAGCGAGGAGGUCAACAUGGUGAUGGACUGCUUGCGGAACGCGAAACGGUUCUUGGCCACCGUCAGUUUCAUCGCUGAUACCGGCCUGAAGGACGCCUCCGAUGACGUUCACAAGUACAACCAGCUCAUGAAAGAUUUCCCGCUCAACGAACUUCUCUCCGCCCCCGACCUGGACAAGAUCCAAGAAUCGCUCAUCCUCAUCUUCGGCCACAUCAACCGUAAACUGAAACUCUCACCCUACCCGAUCCGUCGCGCGCUCCCCCUCGUCGAAGCCAUCUCCCGGGACUUCAACGACCAACUCCUCCGCAUCCUGACCUCGCAUCGACUUCUAUACACGCCGUACGAGACCUUCGAGCGUCUCCUGAACCUCACCAUCACCAUCUUCCGCACCUGGGACGAUCUGAUCAAGGAGUUCACGAAUGUGGCGCGGGAGGUGACGAGGAAGCGGUUGGAGAAGUUUAUUCCGAUUAAGGUCGUUCCGGCCCAUGCGAAGUUGCAGGAAAGGACGAGGUAUUUGAGGGAGUGGAGGAAGCAACAUGAGCAGUUGGCGGUGAUGACGGGGCCGACGAAGGGAUUGGGGGCGGUGGGGAUGGAAGUGGGAGGGAUGGAUAUGGAGGAGGAGGUGAAGGAGGCGUAUGAGGUUAUGAAGAGGAUCGAUGUGCUUGAUGUUUCGACCGAGGGCACGGAGAUAUGGGUCACUGCGGAGAACGCUUACAACGAGCGGGUGGCACGAGUCGAGAACCAGAUCAUCUCCCGACUGAGGGAUAGACUUGGGACGGCUCGCAAUGCUAACGAGAUGUUCCGUGUGUUCUCGAAGUUCAACGCUCUGUUCGUGCGACCAAAGAUCCGUGGCGCCAUUCAAGAGUACCAAACCCAGCUCAUCGACUCUGUCAAAGAGGACAUCAAACGCCUCCACGACAAGUUCAAAACCCAAUAUCGCUUCUCUGAAGCCUACCACAUGUCCCAAAUGCGCGACCUCCCCCCAAUAGCCGGCGCCAUCAUCUGGGCGCGUCAAAUCGAACGACAACUCCUCACCUACAUGAAGCGCGUCGAAGACGUCCUCGGAAAAGGCUGGGAACUCUACGCCGAGGGCCAAAAACUCCAAUCCGAAUCGUCCGCCUUCCGGAAGAAACUGGACACCCGACCGGUCUACGACGCCUGGCUGCACGAUAUCAACCGGCGCGAUAUGGGUGUGAAUGGGAGGCUGUUCGAGAUUGUUAGGUUGAGGGGGGGAGGGUUUCAGUUGGCGGUGAACUUCGAUCCGCAGAUUAUCACGCUGUUCAAGGAGGUUAGGAAUUUGCUGUGGUUGAAUUUUCAGGUGCCGCAUGCGAUCACGAAUAUGGCGAAGGACGCGAAGAGGGUUUAUCCGCAUGCGGUGAGCUUGAUGGAGACGGUGCGGACUUACGGGCAGACGUUGGAUUUGGUGGAGAAUAAUAAGGGGAUCGAGUGGCUUGUCGCUGAGUACAGGAACGAGGCGCAGAGGAUGGUCACGAGAGGUAUGAACAUCAAGUGGGACCAUUUCGUCAGUCAGUAUGAUGCGGCGCGGUAUGUUCCUGCGAGCGACGGACGAGAUCAGAGGCACAUUCAGUUCGUCAGGGAGUUCGCUAGCGUGGUCUCUGUCUUGCAGGACAAGACGAACAAUGUUAUUGAUCUGUACAAAGACAUUCUCAGGGCCGUCGAGGAUCUAUCCACAUGCUCCUAUCAGAGUGAGGUAUUCUCUGAGUUGCUCGGUCGUAUUCAAGCAGCAAUCGACAGGUUGAACUUGGAAGGCUACGCGAACCUCGACCAAUGGGUUGCAGAGCUGGACAAGAAGAUCGAAGGCAUCCUUCUUCAGCGGCUUACGCACAUCAUCCAUCUCUGGUGUCAAGAGUUUGACCGAUCGGACGAUGGUGACACGCGAAGAGAUGCUACCGGACUCAUCACGAAGAAGCGAGGGGAUAAGCGCCAUAACGAGAAGCACCUGGAGGGCAUGACGUUGAAACCUAUCGUGCACGAGAUUCGGAUACAGAAUCAAGUCAUCUUCUUGGACCCGCCAAUAGAGUAUGCUCGUCAGACUUGGAUCCAACAGCUUCACGACUGGCUCGGUAUAAUCUGCCGGUUACGACGCAUACAGAGUUCGCGGUACGAGAUUGGUCUUCAGAUGCAGGGGCAGACCGUUACAGAGACAACAUAUACAUCACUGGUCACACAAUUCCCCGACGACACCUUCGCCCGGCCAUUCGCCCUCGUCGAGGCCAAAAUCCAACACCUCCGAGACUACGUCAACAAGUGGCUCCAGUUCCAAUCCCUCUGGGACCUCGAAGCCGAAUACGUCUUCAACCGCCUCGGAGACUCUCUCGCGCACUGGCAACAGCUCCUCACCGAGAUCAAGAAGACGCGCUCGACGUUCGAUACCUCGGAGACGCAGAAAUCGUUCGGCGUCUGCGUGAUCGAUUACGAGCAGGUGCAGGCGAGGGUGAACGCGAAGUAUGAUGCUUGGCAGAGGGAUAUUCUGAGCAGGUUUGGGGUGAAGCUGGGGAACGCGAUGAAGGAGAUGCAUGCGAGCAUUUUGAAGGCGAGGAAUGAUUUGGAGCAUCAGUCGAUUGAGGGCUUGGUCGGCGGGGGUCCUAGGAGGUUCUGAGAGUCUCCGCUUCUACCGUCUCGUAUUGUUAGAUUUCUGGUCUUACUGUUCGUCGGUUUGGUCUUUGGUCCCGGUCUCGCAAGUUCAUACACUCAUUUACCUUAUGUUUUCCUUCCCUCAUUUUCGCUCCGUCUCUAUCUUCCCUUUCUUUCUCCCGUGUUUUACUUCUUUCAUGACCAGCAUAUGUUUGUAUCUUCAAUUGGAUCCCUCUCUAUAGUAAUGCC